Molecule: messenger RNA, 1827 nt
Organism: Vidua chalybeata
Lineage: Eukaryota; Metazoa; Chordata; Aves; Passeriformes; Viduidae
Product: glycerol-3-phosphate acyltransferase 3-like
Exons: 13
Coding region: 424-1563 (379 amino acids)
Biological process (GO): triglyceride biosynthetic process
Cellular component (GO): endoplasmic reticulum
Molecular function (GO): glycerol-3-phosphate O-acyltransferase activity
Source: RefSeq, a predicted model, not a curated record
GCGCCGCGCCCGGGCCCGGCCCGCAGGGAGCGCGGGCCCGCGGCGGGGCCGGCGUCCCUCCCCAGCUGCAAAAUGCCGAGUGUGGAAAAUGUUCUCACGAGAAGACCUUCUCUGAUGUUUGAUCUUUGUCUGCUUUCAAGCCUAGUCGGCAAGAAGGGAGAUUUAAUACCAAGGCUGUGCCUUUCGAAACAGGACAUACGGCUCAGGUGUUCCUGAUGUAUCAGCCAGAAGUCCUAGAAAACAAUUUCAGGAAGAGAGAGUUACAAGUGACGGCAUUCUUUGAAACGUGAUCGGAGAUUUGGUCUAAAGGCCACAGGGGUUUUACUGCUUUACUUCAGGAGAGCAAGUGUUUGAUUUCGUCACUCAUCAGGACUAUAGUGGGCCACUCUGCAGAUUGAGGAGGGAGUAAAAAAGCAGAAGGCGAUGGCACUUGAAAAUAUAAUCUCCACUGGGAUCAUCCAGAGAGAUGAGACUCCCAUGGAAAAGGAGGUUGUUGGCCAGUGCCGAGGAUGUUUCAGCCUUGCUGAUGUCAUGUACUUCUCCAAGAAGGGCUGUGAGGCAGUUGUGGAAGAUGAAGUCACUCAACGGUUCUCCUCUGAGGAGCUGCUGUCCUGGAAUCUCCUCAGCAGAACCAAUGCCAACCUGCACCAUGUCAGCUGGAAACUGGCUGCUGUGUGGGUCACUGGCAUCCUAAUUCGGUAUUGCCUCCUGCUGCCUUUACGCAUCUGCUUGUCUGUUUUCAGCAUCCUGUUGCUGAUGUUGGCCACUACUGUAGUAGGACAGUUUCCAAAUGGCAGAGUUAAAGGCUGGCUGAGCAACCAGGUCCAGAUGAUAUGUGCCACCUUAGGUGUCCGAUGUCUGAGUGGCCUUGUUCAUUUCCACAACAGGGAAAACAAACCACAGGAAGGAGGCAUCUGUGUAGCCAACCACACAUCUCCAUUGGAUGUCCUAAUCCUGGCCAGUGAUGGAUGCUAUUCCUUGGUUGGCCAGGUACAUGGAGGGCUUAUGGGACUUAUUCAAAAAUCCUGCAUGCAAACCUCUCAGCAUGUCUUGUUUGAACGCUCAGAAAUGAAAGACCGUCACCUGGUGAGGAAAAAAAUUAGAGAACACAUUGCCGAUAAGGCCAAGUUACCCAUUUUAAUUUUCCCAGAAGGCACCUGCAUUAACAACACAUCGGUAAUGAUGUUUAAGAAGGGAAGCUUUGAGGUAGGAGGAACCAUCCAUCCAGUAGCAAUCAAGUAUGACCCCCGCUUUGGAGAUGCCUUCUGGAACAGCACAAAGCAUUCCAUGAUGACCUAUGCUUUUAAUGUGUUAACCAGCUGGGCUAUUGUCUGCAAUGUGUGGUACCUGCCACCAAUGGUCAAAGAGGAAGAAGAAGAUGCUGUUCACUUUGCUGACAGAGUCAAGGCUGUCAUCGCUGCUCAGGCAGGAAUGUCUGUGCUUCCUUGGGAUGGGGGACUGAAAAGGAAAAAGGUCAAAGAGUCUUUCAAGGAAGAGCAACAGAAAAAAUAUUGCCAGAUAGUAAUAGAAAAUGGAUCUGUGGGAAAUGGAAAUGUUUAUUAAAUGCUAUUUAUUUUAUUUCUCCAUGACUUAUCUCUACCAUAAAAUAGACUGGCUUUAUAUUAAACCCAACAUGUUUUUCUUCUGUCCCUGUAAGAUAUUUUGCUUGUGACACAACAGGGAAACAAUGAAGAGAUAUCCUUAUUUAAAGCAAAGUACUAUAAUUUUAUAAUAGGAAAAUAUAAAAUAUGAUAAUAAAAUUCUCCUGAUGCUGAGAAGAAUCUACAGUAAAAUUAAUUAUGUUCAUUAAAAUAUGACUUUAAAAUA